UCUUGACCUCUUCGGCCUUGUAUAAAUUCAACUGGCGCUAACUCACUUAGGCAGUUUAUCAGUGAACACGCUACAGAAAGGAUCUAAAGAGGCUUCUAUUGAAAGAUAUCCAUCGAUUGUUAUGGAGUACUUGACGCUUCCAAGUAAACCCGUGCACACGGCGAAUAGCUCACCAAAAAGAGCGCGAAGGGGCUCAGGACAAAAUAUUAAAAGUUUGAAUAUAGCRGUCUUAGGGAAAGAUGGCGUUGGGAAAUCWGCGUUUAUAGUUAGAGCACUAACAAGACGUUUCAUUGGAGAGUACGACUCAAAAUUCGAGUGUACAUACAAAAAUAACAUUGAAAUGGACGGUCACUCUUUGAAUGUGGAGAUCUUGGACUCGAUGGGAAAUAGCUCAUUGGCAAGAUUAGACUGCAGUACGUCAAACGUAGAGCUCUUCUUUGUUCUUUAUUCAACGACCGACCGCUCUUCAUUCACAGACGCUACAAAGCUUAGCAAACACCUCAACGAAGCCCGAAACAUCGACCCUGCUUGUAUCACUAUUGUAGCGACWAAAAACGACCUUAGACACUUAAAAGAAGUCGAAGAAUACGAGGGGCGUUUUCUCGCACAACAUAUAGGCUGCUCGUUUUACCAGAUAUCGAUAUCAGAUGGCUAUCUUGAGACGUUAAAAGCCGUUCACGAGGCAAUUCGCUCAUGUAUGAAUCACCAAAGUCUCAAGAAAAAAGGCGGGUUUUUUGACACCGUUUUGAGACGGAGAUCGUGGAGCGGUCAAUUAUAGAUUUAGAAACUAUUCAUUUACAUUCGUCAACGUUAUUUAUUUAUGAGAGUUCCAAGUUCAAAACAUUUUAAAAUGAAACAUGAAAUUUGUUUCAAUUCAUGAUACCUUGUACAUAAAUACGCUUUGGGAUAUUCUUAAGUAAGAAAUACAUGUAAUAAAAUAUAUGUAAUAAAAUGAAUAUAAGAAAGUUAUAUAAAAAACA
This is a messenger RNA of Exaiptasia diaphana, 980 nucleotides long. RefSeq names its product ras-related and estrogen-regulated growth inhibitor-like protein. Gene Ontology annotation, molecular function: GTPase activity; GTP binding. NCBI's taxonomy places the organism in Eukaryota, Metazoa, Cnidaria, Anthozoa, Actiniaria, Aiptasiidae. The record is from RefSeq and is a predicted model, not a curated record. The transcript has 5 exons. Bases 122 to 778 code for a protein of 218 amino acids.